This is a messenger RNA of Haliotis rufescens (red abalone), 535 nucleotides long. RefSeq lists its product as uncharacterized. Bases 81 to 482 code for a protein of 133 amino acids. The transcript has 6 exons. Lineage: Eukaryota; Metazoa; Mollusca; Gastropoda; Lepetellida; Haliotidae. Gene Ontology annotation, molecular function: calcium ion binding. The record is from RefSeq and is a predicted model, not a curated record.
CUGCGCUGAUUGAUCCCGUAUAAAAGAAACUAACGCUCUCUAUAUCUUUCUAUUCUAGCCCACACACGAAACAGAUAACAAUGGGUCUGCUGUCGUUCUGUGCAAUUGCUGUUCUUUUUGGGGUUGCCCAUAGUCAGACUGCAACUGACGUGGCCACAACCGUGUUUAACCAACUUAAUACUGGCCAUAAGAGCUUUGUUACACUGGCGGACUUUAAUGCGUACUACAGUCAGUUCGACAUAAAUGGUAAGGGGUCUAUAAGCAAGCAGGACUUCUUGAAACUUGUGACCGACCACGCCGAGGCUGAGAGGCAGUUUAACCUGUAUGACGUUGAUAAGGACGGGGCAUUGACUCUGAAGGAUGUCAAACUAAUUGUGGAUAAGUUUGACACAGACAGUGAUGGCAAGAUAACAUUGGCCGAGUUUAAGGCAAACUACGCCACGCUCCUCGUUGGCCAUGACAACACCCCUAUUGGCAAGUAGACGAACAGUGGAGAAUAACGUCGCUGAGUUGAAAAUAAAUAUAUAAGAUAAAA